GUGCUGGGCGGAGCCAGGUUAGCUGCCGCACAGGCCAGAGGACUGCUAACUAAGGGCUGCUCAGCGCUUUGCAGCUAAGAGCGAGACUGACAUGAAGCAGGGGAAGGGUCUGGCCAGCCUCACUCUGGCUAUCAUUCUUCUUCAAGGUACUAUGGCCAAGCUGAAACAAGAUGAGUAUUUAAAAGUGGAUGACAAUCGAGAAGAUGGUUCAGUACUUUUGACUUGUGACUUGGAAGAUAGAAAUAUCACAUGGUUUAAAGAUGGAAAGGAAAUACAUGCCUCACAGAAAGCUAAAAACCAAUACAACCUGGGAAGUGCUACCAAGGACCCUCAAGGGACGUACCAGUGCAAAGGAUCUAAUGUCUCAAAAUCACUCCAAGUGUAUUUUAGAAUGUGUCAGAACUGCAUCGAACUGAACGCAGCCACGGUAACUGGCUUCAUCUUUGCUGAAAUCGUCAGCAUUUUCUUCCUUGCUCUUGGGGUCUACUUCAUUGCUGGGCAGGAUGGAGUUCAUCAGUCACGAGCUUCAGACAAGCAGACUCUAUUGCCCAAUGACCAGCUCUACCAGCCCCUCAAGGAUCGAGAAGAUGACCAAUACAGCCACCUUCAAGGAAAUCAACUGAAGAAGAACUGAGCUCAGGACUCAGAGUGUUACCUCUUCUAUCCAGUUCUCAGCAGGAAAGCAAUACAUUUUGGAGAACUCUUAGCAGAGAGACUUCCAGCCCUCAAUCUAGACUUGAGCUCCCCAGUGGUGACAGAUGAAGAAGAAAGAUCAUCAGAACAAACUUGGGUUUUUCUCAAAAUUAGAUAGCCAAGAUAGACAGACAGAUGUAAAAACAUAUAAGGUGUUUCAAGAGCGUCACCUAUUGGGAGAUGAUUUUUCUGUAAAAGAAAAAUGAAAAAGUUAAACAAUCCCCUGUAUUUGCAUAGAAUUUUUUCAGGUUUUAGUUUUUACUUAGUUUUUGUGCAUAAUUCACAUGGUUUAAAACAUGCAGUAAAAAGCCACCCUCCGCCUCCAUCCCCCAGCCACAUAGUUGCCCUUCCCAGAAGCAAAUAAUAUAACUAGUUUCUUAUCCUUUAGGAGGUAUUCUAGGUAUAUAUGAGCAAAUUCUGAAGUACAUAUUCUUUCUCUCCUCCCGUUUUCUACACAAAUGGCAUCAUAUUAUAUACAUCUUAUACUUUUCACCUAAUAAAACCUGAAUAUUGCUUCACACUAGUUUUAAAAAGUGCUCUUUUUUUUGCAGCCACAUUGUACAAAUACACUAUAAUUUAUUUAUCCAGUCUCCUACUGGGGGAAAGUGGAGCCGUGUUGGUCCAGUGGUUAAGAUCUUUGCUGUCAACCAAAAGGUCAGCCGUUUGAACCCACUAGCUGCUCUGUAGGAGAAAGAUGUGGCAGUCUGCUUCUGUAAAGAUUACAGCUUUGGAAACCCUGUGAGGCAGUUCUACUCUGUCCCAUAGGGUCGCUAUGAUUCCGAAUCAAUUCAACAGCAAUGGGUUGGGUUAUCUACUGAAGGACAUUUAAGUUGGCUCUUAUCUUUUGCCCCUACAACAAUGACUAACAUUGUAUAAAUGUCGUUUCUUUUAAACAAUUUUUAUUGAGAUGUAAUUUAAAUGUCGUAAGAUUGACCCAUUUUAAGUGAUUUCACCUGUUUUCCGUGAUUUUUUUUUUUUUAGUAACUUUACCCAGUUGUACACAAUCAUUAUAAUCCAGUUUUAGAGCAUUUCCAUUACCUUCUUAAGAUCCUUUGUGCUGUUUGCAUUUACUCCCUGUUCCCACCCCAGCCCCAAGCAACCACUAAUAUUUUUUCUCUCUUUAGAUCUGCCUUUUCUGACAUUUCAUAUAAAUGGAAUCAUACAAUACCUGGUCUUUUGUAUCUAGCUUUUUUCACUUAGCAUAAUGCUUUCAAGCUUCAUCUAUGUUAUAACACGUAUAAGUACUUUGUUUCUUUUUAUAAUGAAUGGUAUUCAUUGCAUGGGUAUAGCAUGUUUUGUUUGUCCAUUCACCAGUUGAUGGACAUUUGAGUUGUUUCCAUUUUUUAAUUGUGAUGAAUAAUGCUGCUAUGAACUUUCUCCUGCAAGUCUUUGUGUGGACCUAUGUUUUUGUUUCUCUAGGGUAGAUACCAAGGAGUGAAGAAUUGCUCAGUCAUAUGGUAAAUUUAUGUUUAGCUUUUUAAAAAACUGCCAAACUGUUUUCCAAAGUUGCCAUACCAUUGUACAUUCCCACUGGCAAUGGAUGAGAGUUUCUGUUUCUCCACAUCCUCA
Molecule: messenger RNA, 2262 nt
Organism: Trichechus manatus latirostris (Florida manatee)
Lineage: Eukaryota; Metazoa; Chordata; Mammalia; Sirenia; Trichechidae
Product: T-cell surface glycoprotein CD3 gamma chain
Exons: 7
Coding region: 92-634 (180 amino acids)
Biological process (GO): cell surface receptor signaling pathway; positive thymic T cell selection
Cellular component (GO): external side of plasma membrane; membrane; alpha-beta T cell receptor complex
Molecular function (GO): transmembrane signaling receptor activity
Source: RefSeq, a predicted model, not a curated record